AUGGUCUGGCAGGAGCCAGACACCCCUGGCCUUUUGGAUAUGAAUAGAGUUAUGAAGCGCUGCAAGCUUUUCCAGCAAAUGAAACUGCCUGUCCAACUCCUAUCCAUCUCAAUACUCUCCCCUCAGGAGAUCGCAACUAAGAUUGAAUAUGUUGCUUGUCUCUGCAUCAUAGACAAGCACGGACGGUUACCUGAAGCUGUAGGGAUACUUGAUCUUAUGAUGGACUACAAUGAAGCUGGAAGACCAUGCCGGAACUUCUACGUGGGGAUUAGAAACAAACGCACGUGGCACGCCCUUAAUUGGUGUCACUUUCACCUGGUUAUCUUGAAGGUACCUGCAGCACAGCGUAAUAGAAGAAGUUCUCUUCACAUCCAGUAUUUGAUGUUCGAAAACAACCGACUCAUAGCUCUGGAACAACAACAACUUCUGCCUAUCCCCGACAUUGCCUAUGAGCCGAUUCCAAAAGUUACUGUACGCACAGGUAGUAAGGAGUUGUUGAGUUGGAUUAUACAACGUAUUGCAGAACAAGAUUUUCAACCGCUGGAGGAGGUCAGGCAUAUUGCAACAUCAUUCCUGGCCAGUCAAUUGGAACAGGACAAGAAAAUGGUCACGUGCCUUCCUACUGAUAGGACAUACUUCCUUUGUAAGAACAACAAGCACAUGCUCGACUAUACAGACAUGUCAAACAAUGAAUCCGCAACCAUAGACAGAAUCAUUGAGGAGCAUCUUCAUGAAUCUGUGACUGCUGUUUGUGUCCUCAUCGCUACCACAUGCGGCAUCAGCAUUACCACUUCACAUAUGCAAGGGGUGCGGAGAGGAUAUUCUUAA
Messenger RNA from Filobasidium floriforme, 828 nucleotides. RefSeq lists its product as uncharacterized. The transcript is spliced from 2 exons. Lineage: Eukaryota; Fungi; Basidiomycota; Tremellomycetes; Filobasidiales; Filobasidiaceae. The record is from RefSeq and is a predicted model, not a curated record. The coding region runs from base 1 to 828 and encodes 275 amino acids.